Messenger RNA from Laccaria bicolor S238N-H82, 891 nucleotides. RefSeq lists its product as uncharacterized. The transcript is spliced from 6 exons. Bases 1 to 891 code for a protein of 296 amino acids. NCBI's taxonomy places the organism in Eukaryota, Fungi, Basidiomycota, Agaricomycetes, Agaricales, Hydnangiaceae. Gene Ontology annotation, cellular component: EMC complex. Gene Ontology annotation, biological process: protein folding in endoplasmic reticulum. Gene Ontology annotation, molecular function: protein binding. The record is from RefSeq and is a predicted model, not a curated record.
AUGUCACCGACACUUGCCUCUGCUCUGGAGAAGCUUGCGUCGUACAGGACAAAUAACACAAGAGCGUCUCAAGAGAUAUUUGAAUCCGGGUGUAUAAUCUUGAAAUCUGGCUCGUCGACGAAUCUAGGAGAGGAAGGAUGGGCUUUCCUGGAACAGCUUGCGCUGGCUGCAUUGGAUGUAGGCCGGAUAGACGUCGCUGACCAAUGCCUCCGUCAACUCUCCGACAAGUUCCCCGAGUCCCCGCGGGUGGAUGUGUUGUCGGGUAUAAGGAUGGAAGCCACCGAGCCACCGAGUACGGUGCUUCAGUUCUAUGACGAGCUGUUGAAAGCUGAUCCUGCAAAUGCGGCAAUCUGGAAACGCCGGAUAUCAGUUCUGAGACGUACAGGAAAGAUACAAGAUGCCGUAGAAGAGCUAACACAGUUCCUCGAUACGUUCUACACAGACCUUGAAGGCUGGCUGGAGCUCGCAGACAUAUACACGUCAUGUAAUCAGUUCACCUUGGCCCUUCAAUCCCUCUCACACGCCCUCCUCCUAAACGCACAAAACCCUUUCACCUACCUCCAAUUCGCCGAGACAGCCUACACAGCAGGGGACAUUCCCUUGGCUCUGAAGAUGUUCCUCAUUGUGAUCGACAUGACCGAGAGCGACGUCCCUGAUUCAAGUGACAGACCACCUUCAGGGAUAUCGAUCCGAGCUUGGUGGGGCACGAAAUUGUGCACCAGACACUUGGUGUCAAACCCUAGCAGCAGCUCCGCCUCGGACACACUGGUACCGAAGAAGAUCAAGCUCAUUGAUGAACUGGCGACGGAGAGGGUGUUGGCUGCGUACCAGGGCGAACAGGGUGCAGAUGCUCGUCAACUUGUGUCGUGUUGGAUGUCGUCUCGAAAGUAA